This is a messenger RNA of Pseudoliparis swirei, 1707 nucleotides long. It is a transcript of the gene dhrs12la, whose product is annotated as dehydrogenase/reductase 12-like a. The record is from RefSeq and is a predicted model, not a curated record. The transcript is spliced from 10 exons. The coding region runs from base 43 to 1005 and encodes 320 amino acids. Lineage: Eukaryota; Metazoa; Chordata; Actinopteri; Perciformes; Liparidae.
GAGCUCCGCACAGCGAGAGGCUUCCAGACCACCACACGCACCAUGUCUCUGUACCGCAACUCCGCCUGGUUCCUGAAGGGAAUGACCCAGUUCACCAGGAGCUCCUUCCUGUCGGCCUCCAAGAGCUUCGUGGAGAAGGACCUGGAGGUGUCGGUGGCCGGCCGCGUCUUCAUGAUCACGGGAGCCAACAGCGGCAUCGGGAAAGCCACCGCCAUGGCCAUCGCCAAGAAAGGUGGAACGGUCCACAUGGUGUGCAGGAACAAGGACAAGGCCGAGGAGGCGAGGGCCGACAUCGUCAAGGAGACGGGAAACAAAGAGGUGUACGUCCACAUCCUGGACCUGUCUGAGACCAGGAAGGUCGGGGAGUUCGCCGAGGGCUUCAAGAGGAAGUUCAAGGCCCUCAACGUCCUGAUCAAUAACGCCGGCUCCAUCAUGAGCCAGAGGGACGUGAACGCCGAGGAGCUCGAGAAGAGCUUCGCCGCCAACGUCCUGGGUGUUUACAUUCUCACCAAGAGCCUCAUCCCACUGCUGGAGAAGAGCGCCGAUCCCAGAGUGAUCACCGUGUCUUCGGGGGGAAUGCUGGUGCAGAAGCUCCGGACGGGGAACCUGCAGUCGGAGAGGGGGCGCUAUGACGGCACCAUGGUCUACGCCCAGCACAAAAGGCAGCAGGUCGUAAUGACGGAGCAGCUGGCAAAGACUCACACGAACAUCCACUUCUCCGUCAUGCAUCCAGGCUGGGUCGACACUCCAGCGGUGGCCAGCACCAUGCCAGACUUCCACCGCUCCAUGAAGGACAGUCUGCGGACCCCGGACCAGGGGGCCGACACCGUGGUGUGGCUGUCCGUCUCCGAGGUCGCCACCGGCAACGCCAGCGGACUUUUCUACCAAGACCGAAAGCCGGCGUCCGCCCACCUGCCGCUGGCCUGGACCCGCAGCUCGGCGCUGGAGGAGCAGAAGCUGAUGUUGCUGCUGGAGGACCUGGCCAAGACCUUCCAGCCAAACUGAGGCGGACAGGAAGUGACCGACAGGAAGUGACCGUCAGGAAGUGGCCGACAGGAAGUGGCCAACACUAACGCCCCGAGGCCCGGGGGGGCUCAGCAUCCCGGGGUUCUCGUACAAGAUAACGCUCUCUUAUUUAACUUCAUCAGGAUAUUAAGCGACGCCCCCUUUUAUUAAACGAGCUUUCAAAUGACGUCAUCCCGCUGUGAGAGAGAGAGAGAGAGAGAGCCUACCUAAUAAAAAGGGUUACUGUGACUUUAGGAAAGUUGUCCAUCAGAUGGGAAUCUGAUGUGACCAAAGUCACACACACACACGCUGCAUUAUAAUUUUUAUUGCAAAUAAUUCAUUUAUUAUUAUUAUUAACUCAUAUGUGCCUUCAACCUGUCGUGCAAAGCGAUUUUCAUUUAAUAAAAAAUUAAUAUAUAUAUUUAUAAAUACAUAUAAAUAUAAAUAUGUAUAAAGAAAUGUAUAUAUAUACAUAUUUAUAUAUAUAUAAAUGUAUAUAUAUAAAUAUAUAUGUAUUUAUAUCUAUAUAAUUGUAUAUAUAAAUAUAAAUGUAUACAUAUAUAUAUAUUUAUGAGUAACGUAUGUUUCUGAUGUCGUCUCUUGACGUAUAAAGCAAUAAUAACCGAUGUAUUGACAAAAAUAAUCAUUUUACUAACAGAGUUCAUCUUGUAAACUCUCGAAUAAAUAAAACCAUUGAACGCA